AUGUCUGACGACUGGGAUAACGUCACCAAGAUUGGCAGCCGCGUCCGCGGCGGCGCCUCUGCCCCUCGCGAGACCGUCGUGCGUGGCAAGAGCGCUCUCAACGCUGCCCAGAGGUCAGGCAACGUCACCGCCGAGAAGAAGUACGGCACCGCCAACACCCGCUCCGCCGUUGAGGGCCAGCACUUGACUAAGGUCGACCGCUCCGACGACAUUGUGAAGCCCAAGACCGUCGGUACCCAGGUUGGCGAUGCCAUCAAGAAGGCGCGCUCCGAGGCGAAGAACGACAAGGGCGGCACCAUGACUCAGAAGGACCUGGCCACCAAGUGCAACUCGACGCCCACCAUCAUCGCCGCGUUCGAGAGCGGCAAAGCUGCACCCGACCAGAAGCUGCUCGGCACCAUGGAGCGCGUGCUCAAUGUCAUUCUUCGGGGUGACAAGAUCGGCGAGCCCAAGUUUCCCAACAAGAAGAAAUAA
Lasiodiplodia theobromae is the source of this 474-nucleotide messenger RNA. RefSeq names its product Coactivator bridging factor 1. The coding region runs from base 1 to 474 and encodes 157 amino acids. The transcript is spliced from 2 exons. The record is from RefSeq and is a predicted model, not a curated record. Lineage: Eukaryota; Fungi; Ascomycota; Dothideomycetes; Botryosphaeriales; Botryosphaeriaceae. Gene Ontology annotation, cellular component: nucleus. Gene Ontology annotation, molecular function: DNA binding.